AUGUUUGGCAAAAAUUUACAACAUCAAGAUUUAGACCCAAUAAUUUGUACAUAAUACAAUUGAAUAUGCUAGAAUCAACCAUGUAGCAACCUUUCAAAAAGCAAAGUUUAAAAUAUCCAAAAAGAAAGUUAAAAUAUUUUUAAUAAGUCUAAAAGAGUGAAAGCUCUGGAAAAGGAUGACGAAAACAAGAAAGUAGUAUCAUUCAUUAUAAUAAAUACGAAAACAACUUAACCGGGGAAAGGUACUGAAUUAUAUUGAAUGAACCCCAACCAAACAACAUUAAAUUUUGAAGACAUUAAUUUAAUACAACCAAAUAAAAGAAAGAAAAUUAAAUAAAUUUAUAGACGUUAAAAUAAGUAAAGAAAUAGACCCCACCAAGCCUCUUCCCCUCUUCAAACCCUUAAAAUCUUCCCUCCCUCACCCCAUUAACUCUCUCAGUUUCUUACUUUGAAACCAAUCUCCAAACAUACAAAGGAAGAAAUAAUUUUUUUUCUUGUCCUAUUUUUCUUUUAUCAAAGAACAUAAAAAGAGAAAAAAAAAUGAAGCUCCCAUUUCUAAACAAGAACAACUCUUCGUUUUCUUGUUCUUCAAAUUCAAAUUCAGUUUCAUCAUCAACAAAUACCACUUCAUGGCCAUGGCCUUCUUGUCAUCAAAAACCUAAAACCAUAUCUUUCAGAGCAACCAUCACUUUCACCAACCCUAUCCAUGACCAAGACGAGGAUGAGCUCGACCCACCUGAGGGUACUGAGUCGAUAGAGAGUGUGAUAAAAGGGCUAAGAUCAUCAGAGAGACUCAUCUUCGAAAGUAAAGGAGAAUCCAACUCUAUACUCGAAGAAGCUACGACUAAGCAAGAAGAAGAAGAAGAAGAAGAAGAAGAGGAAAGUUUCAUGCUCUUGUCCUUGGAAUCAGACGACCCUUACUCUGAUUUCAAGGGAUCCAUGGAGGAGAUGGUUGAGGCACACGCGCUUCACCACGACUGGAAAAGCCUCGAGAAGCUUCUCUUACAGUUCUUGAAAGUCAACGCCAAGACCAGCCAUCGAUACAUUUUCGCCGCUUUUGUCGAUCUCCUCUCGAACUUAACACUGCACACGAAUGAACCCAUCAAUAUCAACAUUUCAAAAGAAGAAGUAGAACGCGCCACCGCCGGAGAAGCAAGCACUUCUUGUUGUAACAGUGUGAGUCUUGGCGAGUCUCCGUUGUCUCCUUUGUCACUCUUCACGUCGUCUUCUUCUUCUUCUUCUUCUUCCUCCGAUGAGACUUCCUCGACGUCCGUACGAUUCUUGCCGCUGUCUUCUUUGUUAGAGAUGGAUGAGAAACCUAAAGACAUUUUGGUUUAGAAUGCUUUUCUUCUUUAUUUCUAUUUUUUGUAUAAUUAAAAUUUGUGUAGGAUCGUAACAUUGACUACCCUUAAUAUUUUAUAUUGGUAUAUGUUCUCUUACGUUAUAGUUUUUCAUUUAUGUGGAUUUUUGUUUGUUAAUGUGAGGAUGAUGAUAGUUGGAUCGGACCA
This is a messenger RNA of Brassica napus (rape), 1507 nucleotides long. Its product is annotated as transcription repressor OFP15-like. The record is from RefSeq and is a predicted model, not a curated record. Gene Ontology annotation, biological process: negative regulation of DNA-templated transcription. NCBI's taxonomy places the organism in Eukaryota, Viridiplantae, Streptophyta, Magnoliopsida, Brassicales, Brassicaceae. Bases 540 to 1337 code for a protein of 265 amino acids. The transcript has a single exon.